CAAUGUAAGUUGUUCUCUCUCUCUCACAUUCUCUUUCUCUCUCUCUCUCCCUCUAAACCUGGUUUCUUUCUGAUUUUGAAAAAUAAUCCUUGCAGGGUUACAAGCAGAGGAAGGAAGUAACAUGAGGAAGCGUCAAGUGGUGGUGAGAAGAGAGGAUCCUCAAAGAAACGUGAGGAGUGUGAAAUAUGGAGAAUGCCAAAAGAACCACGCAGCUAAUGUCGGAGGCUAUGCUGUGGACGGUUGCAGGGAGUUCAUGGCGAGCGGCGAGGAAGGGACAAGUGAUUCUCUCGCUUGCGCCGCGUGUGGCUGCCACAGAAACUUCCACAAAAAAGAGGUGCAGACUGAAGGAUCAGUGAGUGAGUCUUCAUCAUAAUUAUAAUCAUGGUGUUGUUGCUUUCUGUAAUAUAUUCUGUGGACUUGGCUUUUGCUUCUCAAGAGAGAGUUUGGAAUAUUUUAGCAUUUCUAGAAACUAUAUUGUAAAACUUAUGGCUUUCAAUGUUUGCCGGUUUCUGAGUGGUUUGUUGGUUUUCGGAGAAUUUCACCCCACCAACAGGUCUCGGUUUGAAACCAGCAGAACACCGAGAUGAUGCAUGUGUGUAAUUAAAGGGGGGUAAAAAGGCAGGGGUAAAUCAGGACUUGAUUUUGUGA
Messenger RNA from Lotus japonicus, 648 nucleotides. RefSeq names its product mini zinc finger protein 2-like. Gene Ontology annotation, biological process: regulation of developmental process; regulation of DNA-templated transcription. The record is from RefSeq and is a predicted model, not a curated record. The transcript has a single exon. Gene Ontology annotation, cellular component: nucleus. Lineage: Eukaryota; Viridiplantae; Streptophyta; Magnoliopsida; Fabales; Fabaceae. Gene Ontology annotation, molecular function: DNA-binding transcription factor activity; transcription cis-regulatory region binding. The coding region runs from base 122 to 373 and encodes 83 amino acids.